GGCCGGUUCAGUAUAAAAAUUUAAAUCGGAACUACAUUUGAGAAUUGAGAAAAAAUUAACAAUACGAAAUACAUUUUCUAAUAAAUAUCAAUUGGGUGGCCCGGCCCGGGAACCGGACAGGUGACCCGGCCCGAACCGGCACCGGGCGAAGGACGGACUGGUUCCGGGCCCUCCAUUCCAGGACCGGAGGCCCGGCCCGAGUCCAGGACUAAGAAGAGUCAAUAAUGGAACAUAAUUUGCCAAACUCAUUCCAAUUUUUGACAAUGUGCGUCUAAAAAUUUCAAACUAAUUUUUUUUUGACAAUAAUUGCAACUUGCAAGAGCAUAUUGCUGUAUUGCCAUGAGCAGAUCUAGGAUAUAUACAGAGGCGAUAUCGAAACUCAGGGAAUCCGGAGGAACCCUGGUGCGAAGUCCGGCGUAGAAGCCGACGCCGUUCUUCUCACCCUGCUCUGCAAACCAUGACACCUAACUACAGAUUCUUAGGCAUCCAUUCCACUCCAGGUAACCAAAAUCGCUUCAGUUGGAUAGAAAUUGCAGAUGAGCAACCAAUUUCUUAUUCUCUAGCGACUGAACAAAUACCCAACUUCAAUCGUCUCUACAGCGCAACCAAUAGAAAUCAGAUUGAUUUUAAGAACGAGCUUGAUUUAAAUCUCACAAACGAAACACACAUCGACGCUACAGGUGGGAGGCUGGCAACCCCUAAGACUCUGAUGGAUCCACUCGCACCGAACUAUUUGGGUGCUAGUCUCAAGUGUCGAAACGGGAAAAAGAAACUCCAAAUAGGAGACCAUAUCGCUGUUGAGGAGAGCGAUAUCCUGAGAAUUAGAGGGGCGACCUCAUCGCCGGAUCCACCUUCACCGGGCAAAAUUGCUGGUAUGACAAGGGACGGACGAAAUUGUCAUAACCGCAAUAUGAACAGCCCAAAUCGCCGGCAGCAGACCUCAGCGCCGGAGGCUCCAUCAACUUCUGCACCAAUAUGGUGCUUGCUCUGCUUUUUUUUAGUUUCUCUUUUCGUUUGUUUCUUUCUAUCGUUCGUCUCUAGGUUAGUCUUUUAAUUGUUGUUUUCUUUUUCUCUUUUUCUUUACUUUUUAAUUCAAGAGCCUUUUGCUAUAAUUUUUAUUCAAUCAUUAUGAAAAUAUAUAAUAUAAAAUAUUAA
Messenger RNA from Cuscuta epithymum, 1155 nucleotides. The record is from the annotation of a GenBank genome assembly. Lineage: Eukaryota; Viridiplantae; Streptophyta; Magnoliopsida; Solanales; Convolvulaceae.